Medicago truncatula (barrel medic) is the source of this 3960-nucleotide messenger RNA. Its product is annotated as disease resistance protein RPV1. Gene Ontology annotation, molecular function: ADP binding. The record is from RefSeq and is a predicted model, not a curated record. NCBI's taxonomy places the organism in Eukaryota, Viridiplantae, Streptophyta, Magnoliopsida, Fabales, Fabaceae. Gene Ontology annotation, biological process: signal transduction; defense response. The coding region runs from base 50 to 3721 and encodes 1223 amino acids. The transcript has 6 exons.
AAAAUUGCUUCCUAUAAUUAUAUUUUCCCCCCCUUGCAUUUGACUUUCGAUGCUCCACAGAUCACACUCACUCAUGGCAUCUCUCACAGAUCGUUUCAAAUAUGACCUUUUUCUUAGCUUCAGAGGCGAAGAUACUCGCCAUGGUUUCACCGGCAAUCUUUGGAAAGCACUGAGUGACAGAGGAAUUCACACCUUCAUGGAUGAUGAAGAACUUCAAAAAGGCGAAGAAAUCACACCAUCACUCAUCAAAGCUAUUGAAGAUUCCAACAUGGCUAUCAUCGUUCUUUCCAAGAACUAUGCAUCUUCAACCUUUUGCUUAAAAGAACUAUCCACCAUCCUUUAUUCGAUUAAAGAUAAGGGUCGGUGUGUUUGGCCGGUUUUUUAUGAUGUGGAACCUUCUGAUGUGAGAAAGUUGAAAAGGAGUUAUGGUGAAGCAAUGGUUGAACAUGAGGCAAGGGAUCAUAGUAACAUGGAUUUGUUGCAGAAAUGGAAGAAUGCUCUGAACCAAGUUGCUAAUUUGUCUGGCUUUCAUUUCAAAAAUGGGGAUGAAUAUGAACAUGUUUUUAUUGGGAAGAUAGUUGAACAAGUCUCAAGGGAGAUUAUACCUGCUACUUUACCUGUUCCUGAUUAUCUAGUUGGACUCGAGUACCAAAAGCAGCAUGUAACAUCCCUUUUGAAUGAUGGGCCUAAUGAUAAAGUCCAAAUGGUAGGGAUCCAUGGGAUUGGUGGAAUAGGGAAAACUACCCUUGCCCUGGCAGUUUAUAAUUCCAUUGUCCAUCAAUUUCAAGGUUCCUGUUUUCUUGAAAAAGUUAGAGAAAAUUCAGACAAAAAUGGGUUGAUACAUCUCCAAAAGAUCCUUCUAUCUCAAGUUGUUGGAGAAAAGAACAUUGAGUUAACAAGUGUUAGACAAGGAAUUUCAAUAUUACAAAAAAGGUUCCACCAAAAGAAGGUUCUUUUGCUUCUAGACGAUGUUGACAAGGAGGAGCAAUUAGAGGCUAUUGCUGGAAGAUCUGAUUGGUUUGGUCGUGGCAGUAGAGUCAUCAUCACCACUCGGGACAAAAGGUUGCUAACAUAUCAUGGGGUUGAACGUACAUAUGAGGUGAAUGGGUUGAAUGACCAAGAUGCUUUUGAGCUAGUUAUCUUGAAAGCUUUUAAAAAUAAAUUUAGUCCAAGCUAUAAGGAUGCUUUAUUUGCACAGUAUGGUAGUCUAUUGGAUGUGAACAAAUUGCCUAGACUGAAAGCUUUUAAGACUGACGAAGUUUUUUCAGGUUAUGUGCAUGUUAUAUUACGUGCCAUAUCAUAUGCUUCUGGCCUUCCACUGGCUUUGGAAGUCAUAGGUUCUCACUUUUUUAAUAAGACAAUUGAACAAUGUAAAUAUGCAUUAGAUCGUUAUGAAAGGAUUCCUGAUAAAAAGAUCCAAACGAUACUACAACUUAGCUUUGAUGCUUUGCAGGAAGAAGAGAAGUCUGUUUUUCUUGACAUUGCCUGCUGCUUCAAAGGAUAUAAAUGGACAAGGGUAGAACAAAUACUUAAUGCUCAUUAUGAUAAUAUCAUGAAAGAUCACAUUGAUGUGUUAGUGGAAAAAUCUCUCAUUAAAACAAGUAUGUCUGGUAACGUGACAUUACAUGAUUUGAUAGAGGAUAUGGGGAAAGAAAUUGUUAGACAAGAAUCACCUGAAGAUCCUGGAAAACGCAGUAGGUUAUGGUCCUCUAAAGAUAUAAUUCAAGUUUUAGAAGAAAAUACGGGAACAAGUAAAAUUGAAAUCAUAUGUCCAAGCUCCCGGAUUGAAGUAGAAUGGGAUGAAGAGGCUUUCAAGAAGAUGGAAAACCUCAGAACACUAAUUAUUAUGGAUGGCCAAUUUACUGAGAGUCCCAAAAAUCUUCCGAACAGUCUAAGAAUACUUGAACAUCACCUAUAUCCUUCAUGGGGUUUACCGUCUCAAUUUUAUCCAAGAAAACUUGCCAUAUGCAAGAUUCCGUCUUACUCUACAUCAUUCGCGUGGGAUGACUUUUUCAAGAAGAAGUUCAAGAAUAUAAGGGUUUUAAGUUUUGAUCACCACAAAUCUUUAACACGGAUACCUGACAUAUCUGGUCUCGUAAAUUUAGAAGAACUUUCUUUUCAAGAUUGUGUGAAUUUAAUCACAGUCGAUGACUCCGUUGGGUUUCUGGGUAAUCUUAAAACCUUAAGAGCUAUGCGUUGCAUCAAGCUCAGGAGUAUUCCGCCUCUCAAGUUGGCUUCUCUGGAAGAACUCGAUCUUUCACAGUGUUCUUGUCUUGAGAGUUUUCCACCUGUGGUAGAUGGGUUGGUGGAUAAACUUAAAACCAUGACUGUUAGAAGUUGCGUCAAGUUAAGGAGUAUUCCAACUCUUAAGUUGACUUCGUUAGAAGAACUCGAUCUUUCAAAUUGUUUUAGUCUCGAGAGUUUUCCACUUGUGGUGGAUGGGUUUCUUGGAAAACUUAAAAUCCUACUUGUUAAAUAUUGUCGCAAUCUCAGGAGUAUUCCACCUCUCAGGUUGGAUUCAUUAGAAAAGCUUGACCUUUCACAUUGUUAUAGUCUCGAGAGUUUUCCAACUGUGGUGGAUGGGUUGUUGGAUAAACUUAAAUUCUUGAGUAUGGAACAUUGCGUCAAGCUUACGAGUAUCCCAUCGCUCAGGUUGACCUCAUUGGAACGGUUCAAUCUUUCACAUUGUCUGAGCCUAGAGAGAUUUCCAAAAAUAUUGGGAGAGAUGAAUAAUAUAACAGAAAUUCACUUGGAUAAUACUCUCAUACAAGAAUUGCCGUUUCCAUUUCAAAAUCUUACUCCGCCUCAAACAUUAUAUCAAUGUAACUGUGGAGUUGUUUAUUUAUCGAAUAGAGCUGCUGUGAUGUCAAAACUGGCUGAAUUUACCAUCCAGGCUGAAGAAAAAGUGAGCCCAAUGCAAUCUUCACAUGUAGAAUAUAUUUGUCUGAGGAACUGCAAAUUUUCAGAUGAAUAUUUGUCAACGGGUCUCAUGUUGUUUACUAAUGUGAAAGAAUUACACCUAAGUGAUAACCAAUUCAAAAUUCUUCCAAAAUCUAUCGAAAAAUGUCAUUUUUUACAGAGGCUUGUCCUGGAUAACUGUGAGGAACUUCAGGAAAUUGAAGGGAUUCCACCAUGCUUAAAAACAUUAUCUGCAUUAAACUGCAAAUCAUUGACCUCACCGUGCAAAAGCAAAUUACUAAAUCAGGAAUUACAUGAGGCAGGAAACACUUGGUUCCGUUUGCCACGAACAAGGAUUCCAGAGUGGUUCGACCAUCAAUGCUUGGCAGGAUUGUCUAUUUCUUUCUGGUUCAGGAACAAGUUUCCUGUCAUAGCUCUCUGUGUUGUUUCUCCAUCGACAUGGGAUGAUUCUAGGCGUCCUGUAAGAGUGAUCAUCAAUGGUGAUACAUUUUUCUAUAGGCAUGGUGAAAAUAAACGUUUAUCACCAGAAGUGUAUCAUCUACAUCUUUUUCAUAUGCAAAUGGAAAAAUUGAAUAAUAAUAUGGACAAAGCACUUUUAGAAAAUAAGUGGAACCAUGCAGAGGUUGACUUUGGGUUCCCAUUCAUGUAUAGUGGAAUCCAUGUAUUGAAAAAGAAAAGUAACAUGAAGGAUAUUCAAUUCACCAACCCAGAUAAAGAUGAUAAUAUUGAGCUCACUCAAUAUAAACGAAACUCUGAUUCAUUGGUCUCAGUCAUUGCUUCUGAUGUGGAUAAAUGUGAAUGAAAUGAACUCUUCCAAUCAUGAGACUUAACCAUAUAAUUGUAGUAUGCCUACAAAGAUAACACAUGCACAUUGUGUUCACUCCGGUUGUUGAAGUAGAAGAGACCCCUUGGUCACUCUUUUGGAAAACCAAUCCAAACCAAGCAGUAGAUAAUGGUGGAAACAUUGAUUACUCUUUAGGGAAAACAAACUAAAACAAUGAUGUGAUUCUAUUUGUUACAAUGUUUCUUCUUUUUUGUUGA